Messenger RNA from Cavenderia fasciculata, 1608 nucleotides. RefSeq names its product chaperonin containing TCP1 beta subunit (gene cct2). Gene Ontology annotation, molecular function: ATP binding; ATP hydrolysis activity; ATP-dependent protein folding chaperone. NCBI's taxonomy places the organism in Eukaryota, Evosea, Eumycetozoa, Acytosteliales, Cavenderiaceae. The transcript is spliced from 4 exons. Gene Ontology annotation, biological process: protein folding. The record is from RefSeq and is a predicted model, not a curated record. Gene Ontology annotation, cellular component: chaperonin-containing T-complex; cytosol. The coding region runs from base 1 to 1608 and encodes 535 amino acids.
AUGACUAGUAAUUUACAACCAAUUCCAAUCAUGAAUCAGAAUGCAUCUGAAGAAAGAGGUGAAAUUGCUCGUCUUUCAUCAUUUGUUGGAGCAAUUGCAUUGACAGAUUUGGUAAAGUCAACAUUGGGACCAAAGGGUAUGGACAAGAUCUUAAUGUCGAUGAGCAACCCAAAUGAAAUCACAGUUACCAAUGAUGGUGCUACCAUCCUCACAAAGAUAUAUAUUGAUAACCCAGCUGCAAAGAUUUUGGUCGAUAUCUCUAGAACUCAAGAUGAUGAAGUCGGUGAUGGCACAACCAGUGUUUGCGUACUCGCCGGUGAGUUGUUGAGAGAGGGUGAGAGAUUGAUUGCCCAAAAGGUACAUCCACAAACCAUCAUCGAAGGUUGGAGAUUAGCUUUGGAUGCUGCUCGUACAACUCUUUCACAAUCUGCUCAAGAUCAUUCUUCAGAUAAAGUAAAAUUCAGAGAAGAUUUAAUAAAUAUAGCAAAGACAACAUUGAGUUCAAAGAUUGUUCAUUCUGAAAAGGAACAUUUUUCAACCAUGGUAGUCGAUGCCGUCCUCAGACUUGGUAACAGUGCCAACAUCAAUUUGGACAAUAUUCACAUUAUCAAAAAGUCGGGAGGUUCGUUGCGCGACUCCUACUUGGACGAAGGAUUCAUUUUGGAGAAAAAGAUUGGUGUCGGAUGCCCCAAGCGUAUGGAGAACCCCAAGAUCCUCAUUGCCAACACGGCCAUGGACACUGACAAGAUCAAGAUUUUCGGAGGCAAGGUUGUCGUCGACAGCAUGGCCGAACUCGGCAAGUUGGAGGACGCCGAGAAGCAAAAGAUGCUCGAAAAGUGCAAAAAGAUUGUCGACCACGGCAUCAACUGCUUUAUCAACCGUCAGCUCAUCUACAACUUGCCCGAGCAGUACUUUGCCGAACACGGAGUCAUGUCGAUCGAACACGCCGAUUUCGAGGGUGUCGAACGUCUCGCCCUCGUCACUGGCGCCGAGAUUGUCUCGACCUUUGAUCACCCCGAGCUCGUCAAGAUCGGUACUUGCAAGCUCAUCGAAGAGGUGUUGAUUGGUGAAGACAAGGUCAUCAAGUUCUCUGGAUGUCCACAAAGCCAAGCCUGCACCAUCGUCUUGCGUGGUGCCACCACCCAUAUGCUCGAAGAAGCCGAGCGUUCCAUUCACGACGCCCUCUGCGUUCUCUCGGUCACUGUCCAAGAGACCCGUACCGUCCUCGGUGGUGGUGCAUCCGAGAUGUUGAUGGCCAAGGCUGUCGACGAGCUCGCUGCCAACACUGCCGGUAAAAAGGCACUCGCCAUUGAAGCCUUUGCCCGUGCCCUCCGUCAAAUCCCAACCAUCAUUGCCAACAAUGCCGGUUACGACAGUUCCGACCUCGUUGCUCAACUCAAGGCCGCCCAUCACAAGGGUCAAUCCCAAAUGGGUCUCAACAUGAAGGAUGGCUGCAUCGGAAACAGUCAAGAAAUGGGUAUCAUCGAAUCGUUCAAGGUCAAACAACAAGUUUUGGUAUCUGCCCACGAAGCUGCUGAAAUGAUUAUGAGAGUUGAUGACAUUUUACGUGCUGCUCCAAGAAAGAGACAACCAAUGCAAGGUCAUUAA